Molecule: messenger RNA, 4149 nt
Organism: Aspergillus piperis CBS 112811
Lineage: Eukaryota; Fungi; Ascomycota; Eurotiomycetes; Eurotiales; Aspergillaceae
Product: P-loop containing nucleoside triphosphate hydrolase protein
Exons: 3
Coding region: 1-3867 (1288 amino acids)
Biological process (GO): transmembrane transport
Cellular component (GO): membrane
Molecular function (GO): ATP binding; ATP hydrolysis activity; ABC-type transporter activity
Source: RefSeq, a predicted model, not a curated record
AUGAUUUACACCAUUGGGCUACGAGGAUCCCUACUAGCAGCGCUCACAAUCUCUUCGCUCUGUCUUUCGGAUCCUCCAGCAGCGAUUGGCCUGACAAUCACCCAGCUGCUUUUGCCUCGUCGGCCACAUCUCUUUACGCCAGAUGGCAGAGCUGUGGACCUCGAAAAUAGUUCCUCGGCAUUUUAUAGGUAUACCAUGCAUUGGUGCACAAGUGCCCUGCAUCUAGCUGGCAAUCAUGUGAAGCUUGAUAAACUCCCUGCUCUGAACUAUUAUACUCGGUCGCAAAGCCAGUCACUUCUUCAGGUAGCAACCUCGAAGACUUCGUUGUGGUACCGCAUAUUAUAUGACCGCUUUGCCGGUUUCGCCAAACAAUGGAUCAUAAUGCUUAUAAGAUCUCUCGUUACAUUUGUGUCUCCUUAUUGUGUCAUGCGGCUUCUGAGGAGUCUGGAAGAACAGCUCGAAUCAAGGCACGAUGCUUGGUUUUGGCUGAUAGGGAUUGCUAUAUCGUGCUUAUGCCAAACCCUACUUCACCACCAUCUACUGUGGAUACAGUGGUCUGAAAUGGCAAUUCCUGUCAGGGCACAACUGAUCAUGGCAAUCUUUGCCAAAGCGCUGAAGAUGAAAGAUUAUAAAGACCCCCAAAGUCCUAAAGUCGAGAAGCCUGAAGCCAUUAAUCUCAUUUCAUCCGACAGUGCUUCUCUCAGUAAAUUCACAGCUGUCAACCAUUAUAUACCGGCCACGUUAUCCAAAUUUCUUUUUGCUGCGCUAUUUCUGGUACAAUUAGUUGAAUGGCAGGGUACCCUUGCUGCCUUGGUUGUUACUGCGAUAAGCGUACCGGUUCAUACAUUCGUUAUCAAGCAGGAGCGCAUGGCACAAAAGCAUCUUGCUGCAGCAAGAGAUAAGAAGACCAAAGCAAUUAACGAACUCAUGUAUGCACUUCGACAGAUCAAGUUCUCUGCUUCAGAAGCGCAGUGGGAGGACCGUUUGGAGACGUUCCGACAGGAUGAGCUUAAACAGCUACGCAGGGUCUUUGUUGCAAAGAACGUAAGAUCCGUAUGGUGCGUUGCGUCCCCAUUUAUUGUCGCCGCGGCUUCAAUCUCUAUGUACGCAUACACCACAAGCUCAAUUUCCCCUUCCAUUCUUUUCCCCAUGAUUGAACUUUUGCCCCAUCUUCAGUCAACACUGGGGUUUCUUCCUGUUGUAUUCAAUGAUUAUUUCGAAGCCAGGUCCAAUGGGAGCCGCAUAGAGAAUUAUUUGAGAAGACCGGAACACAAGACAGUGCUUACUCCUAGCUCAUCCGGCCAUAUUUCAUUUCAUAAUGCGACCAUUUCGUGGCCUUCCGAUGUGUUGCAACAGCAUCGCUUUUCUCUGAGCCAUAUCAAUGUGGAUUUUCGCGCUGGUGAGCUCAGCAUAAUAUAUGGAAAGACAGGAUCAGGAAAAAGUCUGGUGCUUGCUGCAAUUAUCGGAGAGGUUGACCUCCUGGAGGGUACUAUCAAAGCCCCAUCGAUGGCUGAAGGGCAAUCAGUUGCAUUCGUAUCGCAAACUCCGUGGCUUCAGAACACCACAAUAAGAGAAAAUAUUCUGUUUGGGAAUCCAAUGGACGACAAGAAGUAUGAGGAAGUACUGAAAGCCUGUGCACUAUAUCCCGACCUUGCUGCCUUGCCGAAGGGCGAUGAGACCCAGAUUGGCCUCCGGGGUGUCAAGCUCAGUGGAGGCCAACGCGCGAGACUUGCGCUUGCCAGAGCACUAUACUCAAGUGCACAGACAUUAGUACUCGAUGACAUAUUUGCUUCUCUUGAUGCUCAUGUCUCCAGGGAUAUCUGCAAGGCACUCACCGGUGCCCUUUGCAGAGGCCGCACGCGGAUCCUCGUAACUCACCAGGUAUCUCUGUGCCUGCCAGAAGCAAACUGUAUUGUCCAUGUAGAAAAUAAUACUGCAAAAUACGCAGAAGGAGCUGAAUUUGUUGUGGAAACGCAGAGUGAAGUCGAAACUGAAAACUCCAUGACAGCUGACCUUCCCAGACAGGAGAAAUCGAAAGAACGUGCAACCACGCUGACAAAAAGCAAAGGUCUUGACGCGCGUACAGACGCAAAGGUAUAUGAUAUAUACUUCACCGUGGCAGGUGGAUUGCGGUUCACUAUCAUAUAUCUUUUGGGCCUCGUCAUCAAACAGCUACUGGGCUCGUUGACGACGAGGACUUUGGGACGCAUUAAUUCGGCGCGUCCUGAGUCCAUCAGCUUAGAGACAGAUGUCCCACCAGUUGCUCCAUAUUCGAAGGGCGGGUGGGAGCAGUAUCUCUACCUUUAUCUGCUGGCUUCUACGACGACCGUACUUUUGGAAUUUCUAUUUAAUCUGCAUGCCUAUUCCGGCUCCUUACGUGCCUCUCAUUCACUGUUCCGCGCGGCUACGCUUAGAGUCCUCCGAAUGCCUCUACACUGGCUCGAUAGCACACCUAUUGGAGAGAUACUCAGGCGGCUCACUGUUGAUGCCAAAAAUGUCGAUGAUUAUGUUUUGGUCACCAUGUCUGAAUUUGCGGACAACUUUGUCCAGAUGACGUUGAUUGUGUGUGUGGGGUUCAAUACGUCUAAGUAUAUGAGUCUGCUGACAUUGACUCUCCUCUACUGGUGUAUAAAAGUUAGCAAGCUCUAUAUAAAAGCACGGACGACCGUCAAACGAGCCGACUCGGAACCUACUGCUGCUAUACUUGAACAUUUCACAUCCUCUGCAGCAGGGGUCAUGACGAUCCGGGCCUUUGGUGCAUCAGACCGGCUAGCUGCACAUAUGCAUGGGCACAUUGAUAGGUUGUCUACGGCUAGAAGACACUUCUUCAUAUUUAACCGCUGGCUUAGUCUCCAAAUGUCUCUCAUCGGCGUUAUCUUCAGCGUCGGAACGGGUAUUAUCCUAUUGUCAACUUCUACAGCCGAUGCAUUUUUAAUCGGAUACUGCCUCAGCUAUUCUGUGCAGUUAUCGCAGGCUAUGUUUAAGGCCAUCAAUAAUUAUGGGAUGCUUGAGACCUACAUGAACUCAGCCGGAAACAUUAUAGCUUACACCGAGCUGGAGCCAGAAAAGCAAGGUGGCCGCGAAGCUCCUAACAACUGGCCAUCGCUCGGGAAUAUUGAGGUCAAAUCACUUGGCGCUUCCUACGCACCCGGGCUCCCACUUGUUCUGGAAGACGUGUCGUUCAGUGUGAAGGGUCGUGAAAGAGUCGGUAUCGUAGGUCGGACUGGAGCCGGGAAAUCGUCACUAACACUGGCCUUGUUGCGUCUAAUUGAACCCCAGCAUGGUUCAAUAGUUGUUGACGGCAUUGACAUAACCACCCUGGCACUCCAAACCCUUCGAUCACGAAUCGCAUUUAUUCCUCAAGAUCCAGUACUUUUCUCCGGAACAGUGCGAUCUAAUCUAGAUUACAGCCAUCAAAUUUCAGAAGACAGACUCAAUGAUGCCUUACAGCGUGUCAAACUGCUCAGGGAUGACCCGGAAGAUGAAGACUCUGGACUCUUCACACUUGACUCGCGCAUAAGUGCUGGAGGAGCCAACAUGUCCCAAGGUCAACGACAACUCCUCUGCGUGGCACGAAUAUUGAUCAGUUAUCCCAAGAUCAUCAUCCUCGAUGAGGCUACUUCAGCGGUAGAUGAUGAGACAGAUCGGUGGAUUCAGGAUACUAUUAGGAGCCAGUUCAGCGGGACAUUGAUCGUGGUUGCGCAUCGACUGAGGACAAUCAGCUCGUUUGACAAGGUGAUUGCUAUGAGUGAAGGGAAGAUUGCCGAGAUGGGGUCACCGGCUGAGCUAUUAAGGAAGGAGGGGUUGUUCUAUGAUCUCGUUCAGAGUAGUGAGGACCGGGAGUACUUGAUGGAGACGAUUGGAUGAUAAACAUGGAGCCUCGGGAUGGAAUUGAUGGGAGAUUGCUGAGCAUCUCGGCAUUCAAGCCACACAGAUUAACUUUUCCAAAGGCGCUACCUUGAAAUGUUCGAGACUAGACCGGGUGGCUAGCGAAGGAAGCCGGCUGUAACCGUCGAGUAAACCAAUCCUACUCAGUUGAAUUACACACAGCUAACUAGUCGGAGACAAAGACGGGAGACGAUAAGUCUUGACCCUCGAAAAUCACGAGCUGAUAAGUAAGUAGUAAGCACAAGUAGUAAUAAAACAUCG